Acinonyx jubatus (cheetah) is the source of this 2626-nucleotide messenger RNA. Its product is annotated as basic proline-rich protein-like. NCBI's taxonomy places the organism in Eukaryota, Metazoa, Chordata, Mammalia, Carnivora, Felidae. The transcript is spliced from 2 exons. Bases 449 to 1384 code for a protein of 311 amino acids. The record is from RefSeq and is a predicted model, not a curated record.
UCCGAGCCAUCGGUUCCAGCCACUUAAUUAGAAUGACAGGCCGGCUCCGGUCAAGCAACAUCCACACGGACCAAGCGGGAGUAGCAACAAGGCCGGGAGCACAGUCUUGGAACCCACAGCCGAACACCCUGCGGACGGGACCCUGGGCCACCAGCCCCAAUCUCUCUGGGCCUCAGUUUCCUCCCCUGGGAAAUGGAGGCGUCGACAGCGGCCGCCUCUCCCCGUCGCCGCAGGGACUGCAGGAGAGGGCGACCGCCGAGCACCAACCCGCCCGGGGAGCGCUCCACUAACGCGAGCGCUUGCUGUCGGGAGGGCCGCGCCCCCUCCCCCGCCCAGCCCCCGAAUCCAAAACACACGGAGCACAACUCGCUCGCAGGAAGCACAAAGAGCUUUAAUCCUCCAAGGUCCCUGGGCCCGCGGGCUCGUCGUCUUCCAGUUCCGCAAACGAAUGAAUGGGCGUCGAGGAGCGGCUCCGCAAACAGCUAGCCGCCGCCGAGGCUUCACCUCGGCCGCCUUGGAGGCAACUGUCUCCGACCGUCAAGCAAACACCCACGAGCACACGCGGAGCGAGGCGCCCCAGUCCCGCGAAUUUCAGCGGACGCGCCGGGAGUGCAGGCGAGUCCCCUGUGCCCACGGGCUGCCUCCAUUCAUUCUCCGCCCCACCCCCCGGCCCCCCCCCCCCCGGAAAGCCCCAGCACCAGCCGCCCUCCCCCACCGGCCCUGCCCCUCCGGCCGGGGGUCUCUCCCCUGCCCUCCGCACCCCGCGGGAGCCUGUCACCCCGCCGAGCGAGGGGCUGGCGAAGGGGCCCGCCUCACCCCUGCCCUCGGCACCGCGCCCCGGGGGUACAGCCGUCCCCUCGGCCGCCGAGGAGGGGCGAGGUGCUGGUCCGGCCCGCCUCUCCUCCCCAGGGACUCUCGCCAGCUCUGCGGGGCCCCGCCAGAGACAGCACGUAAUCAGAGGGAGGGGACAGCCCUCCGGACACCCCUUCCCGGGCUUCCCUCUCCAGCAAGUGAGCCCCCUGCCCCAGCCCCUCGGGCCCCCCCCCCGACCGGGGUCGUGGUGCCAGGGGUGCCCCGAGAAGCCCCCGUGGAAAGGAGGGGGGCGACACCCCCAUACUCACCCACCGUCUCCUCCCCCUCAGCUGUUUACCUCACAGUUCCUCCAGCCUACAGGGCGCCGCCAUCUUGGACGUACAGCACCUCCCCCGUCGUGAAAUGCCCACGACCGCUGCAGCCUCCGCCACGAAAAAGAGUGCCCAGCUGGGUCUCCCCUCCCCCUCGACCCCAGCGGCAGAUGACCGCGGCCGGCAGCCCCGUUGGACGGAAGAGGCCGUCCUGCUCAUUACUGGUGAAUAUUCGCAAAACCCCACCUCUGGGACUGUGAAGAAAGAACCACACUGGCGUCUGCCCUCAGGUUGCCAACGCCUCAGACCUGAUCACGACAGUUGUGGACAACCACCCUAAUCGGAGCAGACAGCUUUGAAAUGAAGCAGCCUGAAUCCCGUCCCUUCUAUUUCCUAGCUGUCUACCGGCUAGACCUGGCAAGUCUUAAAGUCGGCGGGGGGCCUCAGUUUCUUCCUCUGGGAAAUGAGCAUAAUAGCAUUCCUCAAGUGAGAAUUCAAGCCCCGAGCAUAGUAAAAUGCUCAACAGGUGAUGUUCUUUAUCAGAGGCCAGAGCAGCAUGACAGAGCAGGCAGAGAGUGAGAUGAGCCUAACAGAAUUUGAAAGGCUUUUUGAAGGAGUGGGCAUCUGCUUUGUUUUUAAAGGAAAGGUAGGUUGUAUGAAAUAGAAAUGGGAGAGGCGGUUGGGAGGCCGGAAGCACCGACGAAUCAAGAGCCUGGAGGCAGUAAGUGCUGGGUGCCUUCUGGGAAGAGCAAGUUUUGUCAUGGGAACCAUUUGGGUCACCAUGCCAGGCAGCUUGUGAUACAAGGGGCCAGGUGCAUCAGUGGCCAGAACAGUGGGUGCUGUCUGAAUUCGGAGAGGCCCAGUGUUGCCCCAGGUGGGGCUGCUGCUAGCUUGUCUGGUGCUUUGUGAGAAUUAGACACCCCUUCUGAGACCGUAGCCCAUGUGAGCAGAGCCCAGGGUGUAUUUCAGCCCUGUCCUCUAGCCCCCGAUCCUCCUGGAUUGAGCAGUGCACAGCCUUUAUAACCAUGCUGGCUUAUGGGGAAGGUGGGUGUUGAGCUGGGGAUUCAACCAGUCUAACGUGGUUACGGAGGCAGUUGGGGGAAGCCAAGAGUUCUUGAUUCAAACGGACCAGAGCUUGAGUGCAGGUUUCUGCUGUCCUACGAACGGACUCAGACUUAGUUUCCUCAUCCACAACGUGGGGUGAUGAUAAUGUCUGCCGAGUGGGGAUUUGAGGUUGACCCAGUGAGACGUUAAGAUAUAACUAGGGUAAAACCUAGUUCCAUAACUGUUACUUCUGGGGGCGCCUGGGUGGCUCGGUGGGUUAAGCGUCCGACUUCAGCUCGGGUCAUGAUCUCAUGGCCCCUGAGUUCGAGCUGUCAGCACGGAGCCCAGAGCCUGCUUAGGAGUCUGUGUCUCCCUCUCUCUCUGCCCCUCGGCCACUUGCGCUGUGAUUCUCUUUCUCUCUCAAAAAUAAAUAAACAUUAAAAAUUUUUUUAAAAAAA